Molecule: messenger RNA, 1460 nt
Organism: Polistes canadensis
Lineage: Eukaryota; Metazoa; Arthropoda; Insecta; Hymenoptera; Vespidae
Exons: 5
Coding region: 164-1252 (362 amino acids)
Source: RefSeq, a predicted model, not a curated record
GAAAGGGGUGAGCAGGGAAUGGAGAAAGCUCGAGCGCGUGCGCUUCUAAUAUAAUUUUGCUCGGCAUCGUCGGCUACAGUUCCCUGUCGCUUUCUUUCACGCUUUUUCGGAGCUACGAGAGAUAUUGCGUAAAUACGGAAAAUCUCGCGAAAAAAAGGAUAAAAUGUCGAGUAGCAAGUGUGUGAAACAACCGCGUAAAGCGUAUGCGAAAGAACAACACGAAAUGAGCCAUUCGGAAAAGCUAAGAUUGAUCGAUGACGAGUUAAAUUCAUUUUACAAAUAUUGUCAGCAAGCUGGUUUUACCGAGGAAGAAAUGGAUAUUAUUUGUCAACCUCUGGUAGCGGCAAUGCGCCGGUCAUGGUUGCAACUCGUUUUUCGUGGUACUCUGAUACUCGUUGUGCUUGGUACCUUGGCCUGUCUUGCAGCCCAACUUGAUUUCGUUGGAACUCACUUUACUGCUCUUAGCCGUUUAUUAUUAAUCAAAGUAUUACCAAUCUGGAACUGGCAACCUCUUUAUUAUGAAAAUUGCAUGAUCAAUAAUCCCUUCUAUAACGAUUACACGAUCACUGAAGAAGAUUGCGUGACUUGCGAAGCCCUAGAAACGAUCGAUCGUUUAUCGGACGUAAGAUAUCUUAGCCUCGUUGACAAUUAUCUCAGCCGGGAUGCCCCAGCGAUUAUCACCGAUGCGAUGGACACAUGGGCGGUCAUGAAUACGGAUUACUUCUGGUUUGAUAAUAUAACUCAUCUUUACUUGGAGAACGAGAGAUUGAUGGAAACGGUCCCAUGUGCUCUAACGUCCAACUUAAGAAUGGGUUCGUCCGAUUUAGCAGCUUUUUUGCGUCGAGUACACUCACCAGAAGUUGCCAAGUGGUUCGUGCAUUGGCAAAAUUGUGACAUCAAUGCUGUCAAAGUAUUGAGAAAAUAUUAUCAAAGACCUUACUUCCUCUCGAGCACGGUCUCGCCUGCACACUUCAAUUGGGUCCUUAUGUCAUCGGACUACAACAGUCCUAGUUAUAAAAAAGUCGAGCUAGAUUCUGGGUUGAUAGCUUUGGCACAGCUUCGUGGUGCAACUCAAUUGCGAUUAACGCCGAUAAAUCCAUGCAAUAGUUCUUGCCCCGAACUCGUUGCCGAUUUGCAUCAGGGAGAGAUGCUGGUAUUUACCAAUAUGAUGUGGACUUUGGAGUAUGCACCAAUGCGUGGAUUGGAUAACAUCGCUAUCCUUACGGAAACCGUUUGGGAAGAAGAUACAUAAAUCGUGAAAAAUACUUACAAAUAAUACAUCGAUCGGGAUAAUAAAAUACUUUUGUUGCGAUUUCUUCUCCAUUCUUAAUAUAUCGAUAUAAACGUAUUAAAUAGGGCAUGUCCAUCGAUCGUAUAGUAUCCGUCGUUCGUUUUCAUUAAUAUGUAUUUCAGUGCAGAAAAAAAAGAAGAAAUAUAAUAAAAUAUCGUCUAUGUCUGAU